Procambarus clarkii (red swamp crayfish) is the source of this 3841-nucleotide messenger RNA. Lineage: Eukaryota; Metazoa; Arthropoda; Malacostraca; Decapoda; Cambaridae. The record is from RefSeq and is a predicted model, not a curated record.
GGGGGGGUGCCGGCGCUGGUGACGGAUGGUUCAGUCGGCCGGCGGCCGUGUGAGAGGACGGACGCUCGUGGCUCUCAGCACCUCCUCGCUCCCUCACUCUGCCAACCAAUUGCCACAUUUUAGUUACGUUAGUAUUUGGUGCGGUGACGAGUGCAUUUUGAAAUUAAGUGAUGGACAACCUGAAAUUCCUCUGACUUUAUUUUUUACGAAUGCUGGAACUCUUUAGAUGUCUUAACAGAUUUUGUUAAUUUUGGAAUCGGUAGAAGAGUCACUUUAAGUGAAAUUUUAUUUAAACCUGUUGGCGGCACAAAUAAAAUACUCCAGCAAUGAUAGUAAAUGAAGGACUCUUUUUUUUAAGCUAGAGGGAUAGUGUAGAGUUGUGCGGCGGGCUGUGAGAAGACUGACACUGGUGCAGCCCCUGGCUGUUACUUCACCACAACUGAAAUGUGGAGUGUACACUUGCUUGAGGUGGUGGUGCUCCUCCUCCUCGUGCACCUUCGUCAAGGGUGGUGCGUGUGUUUCUUCCCCGGGGAGCUGCAGGGAGUGUGGGUGACGCAGGCGACGGGCGGCGGGCGUGCCGAGGGUAGGCAGGGGUCGAGGCCGCCCAUCACCUACCAGGUCGUCACCAUACAGUCAGACGCCAUCGUCCAGUGGGGCGCCUGUCAUCAGCGGCUCGAUCAUUAUGUCAUGCUUACCGACAGGUCUGGGAGCACUGUGUGUUACCGGUGUAUCCAGCUGGAGGUGGUGACGCCACAGGUGGUGCAGGUGUGGUCCACGGGGCUGGAGACCUGCUACACCAGCGAGGAGGCCGCCCUCCGCACCUGCCCCUCCGCCGCCCACCUCGCCGCCCGCACCGCCACCCACCUUACGCUCUAUAAGAGCAAGACAUCUUGGGGAGAGGACGCAGUGAGGUCGGUGGAGUGUCCCCUGAACGGUCGCUACACCUUCACCUACCGACGUGGGGACGCCGACCCCAGCAGCAGGGGGUGGGACGGAGACUCCUGCGACCAGCCCACCUCACACUUCUCCAACUGCCCCCACGGCUUCGGCUUCAGCCUCACCUACCGUGACUGUACCUUCCCUAGCCCGCGAAACGGCAGCCUGCAGUGCCUGGGGUCGUGGGUGGGACACGACGGCAACAACUACCUGGCCGUGUGGGACUCGAGCGUCAGGCCCGGGGACCACCACCACCCCGUCUACAAGUGUGGGAUGUUCCGUGAGGAGGCGGGCACCGGAGUGGUGUUCCUGGCCUUCAGUGAGGACUCCACCUGCACCAGCGGCCUCUCUUCCCCUACUGCUGGGUACGAGAACUUCGUGCUCAAGUCUGUGCCGCCGCCGCCCCUGCCCCCCGACGUCAGCUCCGCCACCUGCGCCUUCCCCAGGAGUCUCCACGGCCACUGGCACCACACCUACGUCGCUGAUGACACCGUCGUCUUCAAGGACUACCAUAACUACCGCACGUACACUGCCCGCUGCGUCAAGGACAUGGAUGACGGGGAGCGCUACAUCGUGUACACCCGCACCCACUGUGGCGAGUGGAACUACAACUGCUUGUGGCUCAAACGACGCAGUGCGAAUGUCCUCGAGUUCAUGCUUGGUCUGUACCCGAGGGAGAACUUUGACCUUAAGCUCUGUGACCUGGACAAGUUUGGGGACAUGACCUCCUGGACCACACAAGGAAAGUCUCUGCUGGAGGAGCCUACGACGUGCCCCAUUGUGGGGAACUACGAAGGGGUUCUGUCAGAUGCCCCUGGCUAUUGUGCACAACUAUAUUCUGAUUGUGAGACUCCUCAGCUCAUGUACUACACCGUCAGUGACUGCAGGAACACCACCUUUGUGUAUGAGCGCGAAGACCUGCCAAGCCUGACGAGUGAGGCUGUGCCCUGGAUGAUGCCUGAGCAGAAAGUGAGCACGAGUGCUGUCCUCUCCAUAGCUGACGAUCAGGGUAGACGUGUCCGGAGGCAAGCGAGUAUUGGUCAAUUUCGUGUGGCCAAUGCUCGCACAACCACCUUAUCCUGGCUUUGGGGGACUCCUAGCACCCCUGAUACUACCACUACCAGCUCUACGACUACAACCACCACCAAAAGGCCUUCUUCCCCAGUGGAACCAUCCUGGACACACCUACCUCUUCCCCGCCCACCACCUGCCCAUGCCGAGUCCUCCAGUGAAAGGAAUGUUAAUAGAUAUAUUCCUGAUUCAAUCCUGGAGUCUCAGCACCAACCAGAACCACCUCGUCGAGAUCGUGGCAGCUCUGUAGGGUUCUGGCCAAGUAAUCAGAACCAGCCAGAUACUGUUGUCCCCACACCACCAGUGAUGCUCCCUGGACGCUUACCAUUGGUAGUGCCUCCUGUACCCGAGAGGCAGAUACCCGACAUUGAUGUCAACGCUGAUUUGGCAGGAGUGCCAGGACGUGCCACAUGGGUCCCAGGGACACCUCCAGGAUUUCAGUCCACUUCAUCUUCCACUCAGCAAACAUAUCUGAAUGAAAAUUCUCCAGAAGAUUCCUUAACAGAUGAUCAAUAUUCAGCAGGACAACCGUCUUCACCUCAUGGUUCCUUUCCUGCUAUUGGCAUUAACCGCCAACCAGUGGAGCAAAGUAGCCGCAGCAAGCUGCCCCUAAAGCAAGGUAUGCAGGAUGGGAAGGAGAGAGAGUAUGCUUGGGACUACAGACACAAGUAUCCUCCUGGACAUUGGCUCACAGCUGGACCUCUAGAGAAGGUUUAUGCAGAUGUUAGCACCGAGCCUGACUCGUCUAACAGAGAGGCGGGAGGGGAACCUGCAAGGGGGUCCACACACGGCAUGACAGACAGUGGGGACGUGCACAAUGGUGGUGGUUCUGGACGGACGAAAGUCACCUCUCUUAAGGCAUUUUGGCCUGGUGGUGGUGGUAACCAGGGCAGUGACCACACCUUCACUAGUAGUUCUGCACUUUCAGGUUUGGAUAAACCUUUUGAUGUAACAUCCCCAUUCCCUUCUGACUGGAGAUCUUCUCUUAGUCCAUCCCCUUCUCCUUCAACUCUAUUCUCCUGGGAAAAAACUGAGAGCAUGAACAGUAUAAACCCAAAUUCUAGCAACGAGGAACAGGUAAGAGAUAGCAUUAGGGAGCUUCAUAUACAAAAUAUAAGUAGCCAACCAAGUGGUGAAGGCUUUUGGUCAUCUGCUACACAGACUGCUAGAAACCAGUCACUUUGGGAUAGUAGGUGGAAGACACACAAUAAAAGACAUCCAGAUGAAUAUUCACCUGCACCUUCCACUCCUGGACCAGUAGUAAUCACUCACAGGGCUGUUAUUAAACCAGUUCACACAUUAGAUUUCCACCCAGUAGCUUCUGAUUACCACAGCACACUAAACACACACACUUCUGGAAGACCACAAGACAUAAAUUGGUCAAGAGAUAAAGACAGAGUUCCCCUAAGCACAGAGCUUCAUAACAUGCUCGUGUAUAGAGACAGAGGGGUCGGGAGGUCAACAGGACGUCACAGUGCAUCUCACAGGGGCUCGAAAACUACUGACACUUCCUUUGUACACAUCGGAGGUCCAGGCAAGUCAAACAGCAGAGCAGCAGCACCACCAGGGAACGGCGUCCCGGCACAACCCAGGAGGGUAGAAACCCUCGAAUUCGACACAGGUACAGUGAGUUCCAAGAUGCUUGGCAGUAGACUUAGAGCAGCACUGCAUGUCUAUCCUGUACCCUCACCCAGUCACCUGAGCACCACCACCCAACAUCAGUAUAGUGCUGCUGUCACCCCAUCCCCACCACCUGCUUCUCGCUCAACUAAAACAUGAUUGGUGUAGGAAUAGUAGUAGUAAAAAGAUAUUGUUCAGGCACUAUAACCAGAAA